AUGACGCCCAACGUGACGCCGUCCCAGACGGCCUUGACGUCUUACCUGCUGGGCAACCUGCAUUGCCCGUCGUGCGUCGCCGCGAUCCGCAGCCUGCUGGCCGACACCUAUGGCGAUAAGAUUAAAUGGGUGUCGCCGAACCUCGUCACCUCGGUCGUAACGGUCGAGCACCUGGCCACCAUACCCGGCAUGGUGCAGAGCAUGGCCAAGACCCUGGAAGACGGCGGCUUCGAAGUCUGCGCCGUCGACUCGUCCGUCGAUAGCACCGAGGACAGCGUCACCAUUGUUGAUCACGGCGACGGUAAACUCAUCGCCCCUCAGCAAGACAGCGCGCUUAAUGUCUUUUCAUGGCUCUGGAAGUCCCGGUCCUCCCCAUCGGUAGAGGCGGCCCGCGCCGCCCAUCUCAAGAAUUGCGAGGUCUGCCGGCGCGGCGAAGACCACGACGAUGCUCCUUCAAGACGGACGUCGAUAUCACCCCGCACGGCGGUGACUCCCGCUUUGCCGGCUGCCCUCGCCGGCGUUGUCGUCGCCGGCUCGGACGGCGCGGAGUCGUCGGCCGGACCAUGGCGUGCGACCCUUUCCAUCGGCGGCAUGACGUGCGCCGUCUGCACAAACACAAUCACUAGCGAGAUGGAGAAGCGGCCGUGGGUGUCGAGGGUCGUUGUCAACCUCGUGGGAAACAGCGCCGUCGUCGAUUUUCUCGAGCCGGACCGCGAGCAGGACAUUGUCGAGGGCAUCCAGGACCUGGGCUACGACGCCACGCUCGACAAGGUGCAGGAUCUCGGUCGGGAAGGCAGCGCAGCGACGGACGGCGCGCGCGAGGUCGAGAUCAAGAUUGACGGCAUCUUUUGCCCCCGCUGCCCUGACAGAGUCUACGCGACGAUGAAGAGCUUCGGCACCAAGCACGUCGACGUUCUUAAGAAGCCGACCAUUAACCGUCCAUUCCUCAAAGUCCGCUACACACCAGCGUCUCCUACCUUUACCAUUCGCCAUAUUCUCAAGGCCAUCGAGGCGACCGACCCGUCGCUGCAAGCCUCCAUCUAUCACCCCCCUACACUGGAGGAGCGGUCCAGGGCUAUUCGUGCAAAGCACCAGCGCGCUCUGCUUUGGCGCUUGAUUCUGGCUCUCGUUCUUGCCGUGCCGACCCUCGUCUUUGGCAUCAUCUACAUGAGUCUCGUGCCCGACUCAAAUCCGACCAAGCACUUCCUGAUGAAGCCGUGGGUCUCGGGCCUCAGCCGUCUGGAAAUCAUACUCUUUGCGCUCUCGACGCCCGUCUACUUUUUCGGCGCCGACAUUUUCCACACGCGCGCCAUGAAAGAAGUCUGGACCAUGUGGCGGAGCGGUAGCCGCACGCCGCUCGCGCAGCGUUUCUACAAGUUUGGCAGCAUGAACUUACUCAUCUCGCUCGGCACCACGAUUGCCUACUUUUCCUCGAUUGCGCAGAUGAUUGCGGCGGCCGUCAAUCAUGACGUCGACGUGCCCGCGGACCGCUUCUACUUUGACUCGGUCGUCUUUUUGACGCUGUUUCUGCUCGCGGGCCGGCUGAUUGAGGCGUACAGCAAGUCAAAGACGGGCAGCGCGGUCGAAGCCCUGGCGAAGCUGCGUCCCUCGACGGCGCUACUCGUCGAGGAGAGGGCGGGCGGCGCCACGAUGACGACGACGAUUCCCCUGGACCAGCUGGAGCAUGGCGACAUCAUUCGAGUCCCGCACGGCGCUUCACCUGCCGCCGAUGGCAUCAUUCUGACUGGCGAGAGCAACUUUGACGAGUCUAGUCUUACUGGUGAAUCACGCCCGAUCAAAAAGAACAAAGGUGACGAGGUCUAUGCCGGCACUGUGAACAAGGGGGCCGCGGUUACAAUUCGUGCCACAGGCACGUCCGGGAAGUCGAUGCUGGACCAGAUUGUCGAUGUCGUACGUGAAGGUCAGACGAAGCGCGCGCCCGUCGAGCAAAUCGCCGACCUCAUGACAUCGUACUUUGUGCCCGUUGUCACGCUCAUUGCCGUCGUAACCUGGGCCGUCUGGAUGAUUCUGGUGCAGACUGGCAAGGUCUCGGGCGAGGAGACGAAUACGCCGAGCGGACGUAUUGCGUUUGCGUUUCAGUUUGCUAUCGCCGUCUUUGUCGUGGCCUGCCCUUGUGGCCUGGGUCUCGCCGCGCCCACGGCGAUUUUCGUCGGUGGCGGCAUCGCCGCUAACCACGGCAUCCUCGUCAAGGGCGGCGGCGAAGCGUUUGAAAAGGCGAGCCGGAUCGACUGCGUCGUCUUUGACAAGACGGGCACGCUGACGGUCGGUGGCGAGCCCCAGAUUACCGACUCGGCGAUGCUGCCCGACGGCGCGGUCGACGUGCCCGAGUCCACCAUCCUCUCGGGCCUCAAGGCCAUUGAGCAGAACAGCACGCACCCCAUUGCGAAAGCCAUUGUGGCGUUUUGCGGCGCCGAGCGAUCCGCCGCAAACCUCGAUGACGUGGAGGAGGUCCCCGGAAAGGGCAUGAAGGCGGCGUUUCGGGAUGAGUCGCUCAGCAUCGCCGUCGGCAACGAGGCUCUCAUACGCGACCUCGACGUGGCCGUGUCGGACCGCACCCGCGCCACGCUCAACACAUGGAAGACGGAGGCCAAGUCGGUCGCGCUCGUCGCCGUCCAAAAGGAAGACACGGCGGCGUGGCGCCUCGCCGCGAUCCUCGCCGUGUCGGACCCCAUCCGCGCCGAGACGGUGCCAGUCGUCCGGGCCCUGCAACAGCGUGGCACCCAGGUCUGGAUGCUCUCUGGCGACAAUUUGACCACGGCGCGCGCCGUCGCCCACCUCAUCGGCAUCCCCGCCGACCGCGUCCUCGCCGAAGUGCUACCGUCGGAAAAGGCGGACCGCGUGCGCUAUCUCCAAGCCACGGCCGGGGGAGGGUCAAGCGGCAGCGGCCGGGCUAUGGUGGCCAUGGUCGGAGACGGCAUCAAUGACUCGCCCGCGCUGACGACGGCCGACAUUGGCAUCGCCAUUGGCUCCGGCAGCGACGUGGCGAUCUCCAGCGCCGACUUUGUGCUCGCGAGCUCGCAGCUCACCGCCGUCCUUGUCCUCUUGGACCUCUCCAGGGUCGUCUUUCGCCGCAUCAAGAUGAAUUUUGGCUGGGCGCUCGUCUACAACAUGGUGGCGCUGCCGAUUGCGGCGGGCUGUCUGUAUGCGGUCAAGACGAGCAGCGGCGCGCACGUCAAGCUGGAUCCCGUCUGGGCGAGCCUGGCCAUGGCGCUGUCGAGUUUGUCGGUCGUGCUGAGCAGUUUGAGCCUCCGCAGCGGAAUCCCGUUUGUGGGGUUUCGCGCAAAGAGGGUGGUUGUUGAGUAA
Molecule: messenger RNA, 3324 nt
Organism: Beauveria bassiana ARSEF 2860
Lineage: Eukaryota; Fungi; Ascomycota; Sordariomycetes; Hypocreales; Cordycipitaceae
Product: heavy metal translocating P-type ATPase
Exons: 1
Coding region: 1-3324 (1107 amino acids)
Biological process (GO): monoatomic cation transport; copper ion homeostasis
Cellular component (GO): membrane
Molecular function (GO): P-type divalent copper transporter activity; copper ion binding; ATP binding
Source: RefSeq, a predicted model, not a curated record